AUGGAGCAGAUACUUUGCCUAGAACGCUGCAGCGGCAGCACCUUAGGAGAAACGGUAGCCAACAUAGAAGAACUCCUUACCGAAAUCCUUGUGCGUGUGCCUGCUCGACCUCUGGUUCGAUUCAAAUGCGUCUCCAAGCGUUGGCUCUCUCUUAUAUCCGACCCCAAAUUCUGUCAUCGCCACACCCUCAGGAACCCCCAUCCCUCCAUCUCUGCCAUUUUCACUAACGUAUCCACUGACUUUUAUCACAUCACUCUUGAUCAUCUAGAACAAUGUGACACUAGUACUAAUCCUGGAAACAAAAGGAUACCUGCGUCUGCAGCCCGCAAUCCUCUUAACUUCGUUCCACACCUAUAUGGAACCUACAUUGUUCAGUCCUGUAAUGGCCUCUUCUUGUGCCUUCCCGAUCCUCCAAUAGGUAGCCCUCCGAUAAUUAACCAUCCAUAUUAUGUUCUCAAUCCCACAACCAACCAGUUCUCCGCACUUGUUCCUCCAGCUGCUGCUGCUGCUACUACACAUCAGCCCCGUAUAUUCGGUUACGCUUUGGCUUUUGACCCUUCCAAAUCACCUCAUUACAAGGUGGUCUUCCUUUGGAGCGUCAAUGAACCAGUAGAUGGCUAUUGCCGUUUUUUUCACAUAGAGAUAUACUCUUCUGAGACUCAAAGUUGGAGGCUUCACGAUUCCUCUUUCAUUAGGAAACCUAAUGUCGACUAUCGUAAAGGGUAUACUGCAAUGGCGCAGUUCAUUGGGUAG
This is a messenger RNA of Fragaria vesca subsp. vesca, 753 nucleotides long. Its product is annotated as F-box protein At5g07610-like. The coding region runs from base 1 to 753 and encodes 250 amino acids. Gene Ontology annotation, molecular function: protein binding. The transcript has a single exon. NCBI's taxonomy places the organism in Eukaryota, Viridiplantae, Streptophyta, Magnoliopsida, Rosales, Rosaceae. The record is from RefSeq and is a predicted model, not a curated record.